Messenger RNA from Zeugodacus cucurbitae (melon fly), 1886 nucleotides. RefSeq names its product probable cytochrome P450 4ad1 (gene Cyp4ad1). Bases 151 to 1770 code for a protein of 539 amino acids. Gene Ontology annotation, molecular function: monooxygenase activity; heme binding; iron ion binding. NCBI's taxonomy places the organism in Eukaryota, Metazoa, Arthropoda, Insecta, Diptera, Tephritidae. The record is from RefSeq and is a predicted model, not a curated record. The transcript is spliced from 9 exons.
UUUCUUCGAUCGUUCAACAGUUGGCCGUCAACUAACGGCAAGUUAAAGUGAUCUGCUACUGAUUCUCGGCAAAUCACGAUCAACAAACAUAAAUUGAAGCUUGAAACUAAGUUAAUUUGCAUAUUUUUGUGAAAAAGUGUUCAUACCAAAAUGUAUCUACUACUCUUCACCAUAUUUCUGUUCACACUAAUCGCGUGGAAGGGUCUAAAGUUUCUAAACUAUAUUGAUAAUGUCAUGGGUAUAAUGGAAAUGAUUCCUGGACCGACGCCAUAUCCUUUCGUGGGCAAUCUCUUUCAGUUCGGACUCAAACCGGACGAAUAUCCAAAGAAAAUUUUACAGUAUUGCCGGAAAUAUGACUUCCAGGGUUUCCGUUCGAUGGUGUUCUUUCAAUAUCAUGUCAUGUUGAGUGAUCCGGCGGAAAUUCAAAACAUACUCUCGAGCUCUUCGCUGCUGUACAAGGAGCAUCUCUACUCCUUCCUGCGUCCUUGGCUGGGCGAUGGCCUUGUAACCGCAGCGGGUGCGCGCUGGCUGAAGCAUCGCCAAAUCUACGCGCCGGCAUUCGAGCAGCAAGCAAUCGACGCUUAUUUGCAGGUGGUGCAGCAGGCUGGCAAGCGUUUGGUGGAGAAGCUCGCACAGCGCGCCACCACGACGGCAGAAGACGCACCGCGCGUCUUGGACGUGCAACCUCUUUUGGGCAAAUGCACGUUGGAUAUUGCCGUUGAAAAUGCCACAGGCAUACCGAGCUUCGAGCUGAAUGACGGCAGAACCGAGUUGCAUGCCGCAAUUAUCGACCUCUGCGAUGUGAUAAAGGAGCGCACAUUCAGCAUUGUGAAGCGCUUCGACACGCUUUUCCAAUUAACGCCACAUUAUUGGAAACAACGCACCGCGCUGAGCACUCUUGAGCGCGUAAUUAACAAGAUUGUCGAUCAACGACGAGAGAGCCUGCAAACUCAACCACAACAACAACAGCAGCAGCAACUGACAAUCCGAACAAUGGAGCGUCCGUUCCUCGAUGUGCUCUUGAAUGCGCAGCUGGACAGACGUGCGUUGACCAAUAAGGAAAUAUUCGAAGAGCUCUCCACAUUUAUAUUUACCGAACACAACUGUACCGCAUCGGCGCUAUCCUUCACACUGUACACCCUUUCCCGUCACGCCGCCAUUCAAGCGAAAGUCUACGCCGAGCAGCAACACAUUUUCGGCACUGCAACCGCCGAGGAGUUGGCGAAUGUGUCUAGCAUCGGAUGCGCACAUUUAGAACAGAUGCGCUACUUGGAGUUCGUAAUACGCGAGACGCUGCGCCUGUACCCGUCGGUGCCAUUAAUUGCACGCACCAAUCGCAAGGCAAUCGAUAUCAAUGGCACGAAAAUCGCCAAGCGCACAACCGUUAUUAUGUGCCUGAUAGCCAUGGGCUAUAAUGAAAAGUGCUUUGACGAGCCGACCGCAUUUCGUCCCGAACGCUGGGCGCAUAUCAAUACCGAUGAGGCGGCCGGUCUGCAGGCCUUCAAUAGCGUGCCAUUUAGUGCCGGACCAAGGAGAUGUAUUGCCGAAAAAUAUGCUAUGUACGAACUGAAGUCGCUGCUCGCGAUGAUUGUGCGUAACCUGGAGAUUUUACCGGCCGCCGAUGGCCUACCGUCAGGCAUCAACGAUCACUCGCGCUUGGAUUGCGUGCCGCAGAGUGAAUACGAUCCCAUACUGAACAUUCGUGUAACGCUCAAGUCCGAGAACGGCAUACAGUUGCGACUGAAACGAAGAGCGAACGCCAACAAAUGAAUAACUGUAGUAGAAAGCCGUACCCAGAAACAAUGAAACCCUUUCUUAAAAAUUUAUUGACUAUAUUUUAAUGAUAAAUAAAACAAUAUUGAAAUGUAGGUAUUCUUCAAAUAUAA